AUGGGUAUUUGGUACCACUCCACGGUCGACCCCGGAAACAUCAAGGCUAUACUUGCUACGCAAUUUAAUGGCUUCGAGAUGGGUCUUUUCCGUGCCCACACCCUCGGUGCGCUGCUUGGCCGCGGGAUCUUUACAAGCGACGGUAAGCAACACCACCGUGCGCUUUUACGGCCACAGUUUACACGAAGUCAAAUCUCCAACCUCGAGCUUGAAGAGGUACUUGUUCAGCAUGUGUUAAAUCGCUUCCAGCACGGUACCGACGGCUCUUGUAUGAUCCCGAUCGACCUGGCCCCUCUCUUCUUUAACCUCACGCUUGGCUCUGCAACUGAGUUUCUGUUCGGGCAGAACGUUGAAUCACAGUUAGUGGGUGGCCCCAACGCUACAAGGGUAACGGAUGAUGCUGGAAAUAAGGCAAGGGAAGGCACAAAUGGCAGAUAUUGGACAUCCUUUGGACGCGCGUUUGAUAGAGCCAACACCAUCUCUCUCAAGACCGUGCUCAUAUAUCUGCACUUCCUAUAUUCUCCCAAGUCCUUUGCCGGCGACUGCAAAACAGUGCACCAAUUCGCGGGUUAUUUUAUUCAGCAAGCGCUAAGCGAAGAGCAAGAAUCCUCAGGGAACCAUGACUCUAAAGAGGAAGCUUUCGUCUUCCUUCGUGAGCUUGCCAAGACCACCAAGGAUCCCAUAGUGCUGCGCGGCCAGCUCCUGAAUAUCCUGCUUGCCGGGCGAGACACUACCGCUGGGCUGUUGGGCUGGACCUUUUUCUUGCGUGCCCGUCAUCCUGGCUAUUACUCCAAGCUCCACAAGAUCAUUAUCGAGACUUUUGGCCCAUACUCAGAGGACGCCCUUCGCCUACCUCCCGUGGUGCCUGAAAAUGGCCGACGUGCCACCCGAAACACUAAGUUGCCUCGUGGAGGUGGCGUGGUUUAUAAUGUGAAUAUUAUGCACCGGCGCAAGGAUAUUUGGGGCGAUGACGCGAAUGAGUUUCGGCCGCAGAGGUGGUUUGCAUUACUACAGAGGUACAACAAGAUUGGGAAUCUGGAUCCGGAGGCAGUGACCAAGCAUCAGUAUACCCUCACGACAGCUUCGGUCAAGGUACUUGUCAAAUUCCACGAGGCAGCACACGCAUGA
Aspergillus caelatus is the source of this 1128-nucleotide messenger RNA. Its product is annotated as cytochrome P450. The transcript is spliced from 5 exons. The record is from RefSeq and is a predicted model, not a curated record. Lineage: Eukaryota; Fungi; Ascomycota; Eurotiomycetes; Eurotiales; Aspergillaceae. Bases 1 to 1128 code for a protein of 375 amino acids. Gene Ontology annotation, molecular function: iron ion binding; heme binding; oxidoreductase activity, acting on paired donors, with incorporation or reduction of molecular oxygen, reduced flavin or flavoprotein as one donor, and incorporation of one atom of oxygen.